AUGUUACACUUAGGAUCAUACCUUGUUGGGCGCUACCGAAAGAAGCAGAAAGCCAAGGCAAACCGUCAAGAUGUCCCGGUUAUGCUGGACGGCGGCCAAGAAUACGGCGGCAAGGCAGAGCUCGACGGCGCGGCGCUGGGUGUGACGGAGCUGGACUCUGCAAAGGACGUGGCGGAGCUGGACUCUGCGACAAAACAUGCAGCGCGCGCUGAGCUCAUGCAAUCCGACGUUGUCGAGUUGGACUCCACUGCAACGGUGCCCAAGAAGAGGGCAGAGCUGGACUCCGCGACAACACGUCCAGCGCGCGCGGAGCUCAUGCAAUCUGAAGUUGCCGAGCUAGAGGCCACGGCAGCGGUGCCCAAGGACGAGCAAAGAUCACCAUUAGCGCCGAAGGAGCGCCAGACUGGCGCUGGCGGAGUCCCCGGGGUUUCGGGCACGGGAUUUCAGGGGGUUUGGGGUUACGAGACAGAAUACAAGGAACCGUCGCCCCCUUUGCCACCUAGCAGCGAGUCGUCUCCAGCCCAGACAAGUAUAGCGCCCGCCUCCCCUUCAGAGGAACCUGCUGCCCGUCGUUCACGGCUGCUAGCGCGACAACAGGAACUGCGACUCGAAUCCGAGCGGUUGCGGAAGCUACAGAGUAUCGAGGAGGAGGAGCGUAGGAUACAGAGAGAACUGGAAAGACUGGAGGAAGAUGCUACGUAG
Messenger RNA from Anthostomella pinea, 702 nucleotides. The record is from the annotation of a GenBank genome assembly. NCBI's taxonomy places the organism in Eukaryota, Fungi, Ascomycota, Sordariomycetes, Xylariales, Xylariaceae.